Messenger RNA from Temnothorax curvispinosus, 1751 nucleotides. Its product is annotated as esterase E4-like. The transcript is spliced from 9 exons. Bases 102 to 1721 code for a protein of 539 amino acids. The record is from RefSeq and is a predicted model, not a curated record. Lineage: Eukaryota; Metazoa; Arthropoda; Insecta; Hymenoptera; Formicidae.
CUAAGAUUAAUUUUUUGUCGGUUGUGGCAAUGGGAUCGAAGAGAAGUGUUACGUUCCUUCUAUGAUGUACAUUUAAAAAAAAGUCUUCCAGCGUAUUCAAUAUGGACAACGGCAGAAUCGAAAUAUGCGUGCAUGAGGGAAAGUUAAUUGGUAUCGUAGAGAAAUGUGUCUACGGCAAUGACUACGUCGCCUUUCGAGGAAUACCAUACGCGAAACCGCCGAUUGGAGAACUUAGAUUCAAAGAUCCGGUACCAGCGGAACCAUGGUCCGGUGAUAGAGACGCUUCGAAGCACGGAAACGUCGCCGUCCAAAUAGAUCUGUUCACACACAAAGUUGAAGGCGAUGAAGAUUGUCUUUAUUUAAAUGUGUACACGACGAAAAUCGAACCCUCGAAGAAACGCGCGGUUAUGGUGUGGAUACACGGCGGUGGCAAUUAUAAGGGUUCCGGAGAUGCAUCCUUGUAUGGCCCCGAUUAUAUCGUGAAUAAAGAUGUAGUUUUGGUCACCUUGAAUUAUAGACUAGGCGUUCUAGGUUUCCUAAACCUUAAAGAUGAGGUGGCAACGGGCAAUCAAGGUUUGAAGGAUAUAAUCAUGGCAUUACGAUGGGUCCAGAAAAAUAUAUCAAAGUUCGGUGGAGAUCCAGAAAAUGUCACUAUCUUCGGUGAAAGUGCUGGUGGAACUUUGGUACAUUGUUUAACUCUGUCUCCAUUAGCUAAAGAUUUAUUUCAUAAAGCGAUAUCGCAAAGCGGUGUCCUUAAUCCAAUGAGGUGGUCUUUUACCGAACAUCAACCACAUUCGAUGAAUAAAGGUUUUCGGCUCGCUGAGAAAUUUGGAAAAGCGACCACGGAUCCGAAAGUCGCUUAUGAGCUUCUCAAAACAAUCGAUGCGAAAAAGCUUAUAGAGACUGAACAAAAGUUUCUCUUGACAGAAACAGAGCGUAAACAAUCGAUAUCAUUACCCUCUUUGGAUCACGAAUCAUCGAAUCCAGUUUUUCCGGAAGAUCUAGAGACGUUAUUGUGCCGCGGAGUUGAAGUACCAUUUCUUGUAGGUUUUACCAGUCACGAGGGAUCUUUUAUUAUAAGCAGUAACUUUUACGGACACAUAAGCAAAGAAGAUUUUAAAACAAUUAAUUCCGAUUUCAAGAGCACCUUAUCGCCCGGAUGUUUAUCAAAAAUAUCAAAAAUGUCAAUCACAGUCGAGGAAUUGCGAUCUUUAUAUUUCGGUGAUAAAGCACUGUCAGAAGAAACUCUAAUGAAUUACGUUGAUUUUCUCAGUGACGUAUUCUUCUGUCGCAGUAUAAUGGAAGUAGUGGAUAUUCAGACAAAAUUGAAUAAUUAUAAUAACAAAGCGACGUAUCUGUAUCAAUUUUCAUACGAGAGUGAAACUUCUCCCAUGAGAAAAAUAUUUGAUAUUCGGAUUCCAGGUGUGUCUCAUUCGGAGGAUCUGGGGUAUUUGUUUUAUUCUAGUAUAAUGAAAAAUUUCGGCUUGUCACCACUUGCAGUUGAUUCAGAAGACUAUAAGAUGAUGAAUGGUUUAACGCAAAUGUGGACAGAUUUUGCUAAAACAGGGAACCCAACGCCUAUUACAAAUUUCUGGUUGCCGGUGACCGGUUCACAAAGCGGAAAAUACAAUUACCUGAAUAUCGAUACAAAUUCGCAAAUGAAAAUCUUUUCUAAAGGAGAAGAAAGAUGGGAUUGGGAAGAGAAGAAGAAUAAGUUAUAGCGCUAAAAUUUUAUCUACGUUAACAUUUUU